This is a messenger RNA of Tribolium castaneum (red flour beetle), 3435 nucleotides long. RefSeq lists its product as uncharacterized. The record is from RefSeq and is a predicted model, not a curated record. The transcript has 13 exons. The coding region runs from base 171 to 3344 and encodes 1057 amino acids. Gene Ontology annotation, cellular component: membrane. Gene Ontology annotation, molecular function: ligand-gated monoatomic ion channel activity. NCBI's taxonomy places the organism in Eukaryota, Metazoa, Arthropoda, Insecta, Coleoptera, Tenebrionidae.
UUUCUCAAGGGGAUCAUCCCCGAUAUCAGUUUUAAACCUCAACCAAGCUGGAGUUUACCAAAGUAUUAAAUCAAACCACCAACAAAUUGGUGUCGUUUUAGACGGCGAUUGUCCCGAAAGUGAAAGUUUUUUAAUCACUGUAAGUCCCGGCUUCACGCACAUUGCCCCCAAUGUGGUGUUUAUUUCAGUGCGGUCAACUGAAACUUUUCGACGUGAAACACCACUGGUUGAUUCUAUCAAAAUCAAUCCAGUUUUUGGAAAAAAUCAAAAAUGCGGUUGUAAAUAUCAACGCUGAUAUUCACGUUGCUGUUCAAAGUGGUACAAAUUGGACAAUCUUUGACGUUUAUAAUCCUGCAUCAGAGCAUGGGGGCUCCUUAAAAUACACCCGAGUGGGUUUUUAUAGCCGGGGGCGAGGCUACAAUGCCCAGACUAACGAAGCUAAGUACUGGAGACGCAAAGACAUGACUGGGGUCACUUUCAAAACUAUGGUCGUGUUGCUAGUCCCCUUUGAGGGGCCUUUGGAAGAUUAUCUCCACAAUGACGAUAACAGGAAUAUUAACACGUUCAAUCGGUUCCAAAAUAAGUUGCUACGUUUUUGUAGAGACUACUACAACUAUUCAAUGAUUGUCGAGCUUGGCUCAUCGUGGGGUUAUCCAUUCCCUAACGGUUCCUUCGACGGCAUGGUUGGUGCCAUGGAAAAAAAAUUAAUCGACUUUGGAAGUUCUCCAAUUUUUGUGCGAGAAGAUCGCGCCAGAGUCAUAGAUUACGGGCGAAACACCUGGAGUUGGAAGGCAGGAUUUUUAUUCCGAAGCCCAAAAUCGCGCACUUCCAUCGAGAUUUUCCUGAAACCCCUCUCAACCUCAAUUUGGCUGAUCACAGGGGUGUUGGCAACCGCUUCUAUCGUAAUUUUGAAAAUGGUGACAACUUUCGAACGGAACCGGUACCACAGUACGAGUGAAACGUCUUGGAGUUUGUCGUUUCUGUUCACUCUGGGGGCUUUAUGCCAGCAAGGAUCGCCCUGGGUCCCAAAAAUGGCGUGCGGUCGCAUCACCGCAAUUUCGAUUUUCCUGCUCUCGCUGAUAAUUUACCAGUUUUACUCGGCAAGUAUCGUGUCUCACUUGCUAAUGAAGCCCACAAACAAAAUCAGGAACUUGAAAGACCUCACCGACUCAAGUUUGAAAGUUGGGUGCGAGGACAUCAUUUACAACAAAGAUUUAUUUGCGCACACAACUGAUAAAGUUCUCAAGGAUUUGUAUGCCAAAAAAAUCUACGGGAAAGGUAACACCUCGCAUUUUUUCCCACCGGAGAAGGGUCUCGACUUGGUCAGGCAAGGAGGAUACGCUUUUCAUAUAGAAGUUGCGAGAGCGUAUCCUAUUAUUGAAACGACUUUUCCCGACAAUGCCAUAUGCGAGCUUCGAGAAGUGAAGUUAUUUAAAAACACAGAUUUGUAUAAUACGAUGCAAAAAGGAACACCGUUUCGCGAUAUGUUGGAGAGUUGUUUUCAGCGUUUGGCCGAACAAGGGAUUUUGGACAGAGAAAAAAAGCACUGGCACCCGAGAAAGCCUGAAUGUAUUCAGUCGUCUCAAGCUUUUGUUACCUUUCAUGUCGGUUUGGAUGAAUUUUAUCCAGCUUUGUUGGUUCUCUUGAUUGGGAUUGUGAUUAGUUUAACUGUCUUAGUUGUGGAAAAACAAAUACACAUAGCAAGGGAAAAAAUGGAAAGAGAAAAAGGCGUAGUUUUCCCUUUUACAGAAUAUGAAUGUGGUCGGUCAUAUCUCUUUGAUGUAAAGCACCAUUGGCUAAUAGUGGCCUCGUCCGAAAAAAUUAGAGAGAAAUUUAACAAUGUUAUAUUAAAUAUCAAUGCGGACAUUAAUGUUAUAAUUCCGGAAAAACCAUCAAACUGGAGCAUCAUAGAUGUCUACAACCCCGCCUCACAACACGGUGGUGUAUUAAAUUUUACCCGAGUUGGUUUUUACAACAAACAUGACGGUUACAAGAUAAAGUACACUGGAGUAAAAUACUGGAAUAGAAAAAAUCUCACUGGGGUUACUUUUAAAUCAAUGGUUGUGUUGCCGGUCCCCUUCGAAGGCACUCUACAACAUUACUUGGACAGUGACGAUAACAGAGACGUUAACACGUUCAAUAGAUUUCACAGCCGAUUGAUAAGUUUUUGUAGAGACUAUUACAAUUUUUCACUUGAUAUCGAGGUGUCUAAAUCCUGGGGCUACACAAACGAGGACGGGACUUUCGACGGAAUGGUUGGGGCUUUGGAGCGGAAAAUUAUAGACUUCGGAAGCUCGCCCCUGUUUCUUAGAGAAGAUCGGGCCCGGGUGAUAGAUUAUGGAAGAAACACGUGGAUUUUAAGUGCUGCUUUUAUUUUCCGAAACCCCAAAGUUCGAACCUCUCUUGAGAUUUUCCUGCGUCCUUUGCCAAGUUCCGUGUGGCUAAUUACCGGCUUGUUGGCCAUUGUUUCCAUCAUUAUUUUAAAACUGGCAACGUCUUUUGAACGGAGGAGAUAUGUCUAUGACGUUGAGACGUCUUGGAGUAUUUCUGUGAUUUUCACUUUGGGGGCCUUUUGUCAGCAGGGCUCGCCCUCAACCCCUAAAAUGGCAUGCGGACGGAUUGCCACGUUUUUCAUUUUCUUACUCUCCGUCCUGAUUUAUCAGUUUUAUUCAGCUAGCUUGGUGUCCCAUUUAUUAAAUAAACCCCUCACUAAAAUCAAAAACGUUCGAGACCUGCUUUUGUCGCCACUUAAGGCCGGAUGCGAAGAUAUUCUCUACGAUAGGGAUUAUUUUUUGCACACUACCGAUAAAGUAGCCAAGGAAUUGUACGCCAAAAAAAUUCUAGGCAAGUCAAAUUCAUCCAAUUUCCAUACACCAGAAGCCGGCUUAAAACUGGUAGCAGAAGGCGGUUAUGCCUUUCAUGUUGAAACAGCAACCGCCUAUCCUAUAAUCGAGUCAACUUUUCAAGACCAAGCAGUUUGUGAGCUUCGAGAAGUUCCACUCUUUAGGACGCAACCAAUGCAUGCAAACUUCCAGAAAAAGUCGCCGUUUCGGGACAUGUUCGAUACUUGUUUUCAGCGUUUGGCCGAACAUGGACUUUUGGUGAGGGAACGAAAACACUGGCAUCCGCGGAAACCAGAAUGCAUUCAGUCGUCUAAAUCUAUACGUUUCAAUGUGGGCUUGGAUGAUUUUUAUCCCGCUUUGGUGAUACUUUUGGUUGGAAUUGUUGCCAGUUUGCUAAUUUUGGUGAUUGAGAAGGAAUUUAGGAUAUUGACCGAAAACCCGGCGCCUCCACCAAUUUUGGUGCUCGAGGCGGAAGAUGCUCCCUAUCCUUACGUAGACUAAACGAAAUAAUCUUUGUUAGCUGAUUGUUUUAUUGCAAAAACGCAAAGUUCCGCAGUUAUUUAAGUGUUAAGAACAAUAAAGGAUAAUGAAA